Durio zibethinus is the source of this 2194-nucleotide messenger RNA. RefSeq names its product Iron-sulfur cluster biosynthesis family protein. NCBI's taxonomy places the organism in Eukaryota, Viridiplantae, Streptophyta, Magnoliopsida, Malvales, Malvaceae. Gene Ontology annotation, cellular component: chloroplast envelope. The record is from RefSeq and is a predicted model, not a curated record.
AUCCCCCCCGCUUUCUAACUCUCUCUCUCUCUCCUCUCCUCAGCCAAGCUUACCACUUUUCCUCGAUGGCCUGAGCUUAAAACAAAAAAUCUAGAAGUUCUUCCAAAAAAGAAAUAAAAUUUGAAAUUAAAAAAAAAUGGCCUCAAUCUCUACUUGCCUCAUUCUAUCUCCCAAGUCCCACCUCCUCACUUCAAAACCCUCAGUUUCUGUCAAUUUUUUUCCCGGAAUCCAAACAAUAACUUCUUCGUCAACGUUUCCGAGAAAAUCCGGGUAUUUUUUAGGGCCUAGGGUUUCAUUUCCGGUCAUUAAGGCAAGUGCUGAUGUCGGAAGCAACACGAUUAGGCCUGGAGGUGUGGUGGAGACGGACAAGUUACCUUCCGAUGUGAGAAAACGAGCAAUGGAGGCCGUUGAUGCGUUUGGUGGGAGGGUUACCAUUGGGGAUGUUUCGAGUAAAGCUGGUCUUAACUUGAAUCAAGCUCAAAAGGCUCUUCAAGCACUCGCUUCUGAUACUAAUGGCUUCUUGGAGGUCUCGGAUGAAGGUGAUGUCCUUUAUGUCUUUCAGAAGGAUUAUCGAGCAAAACUUGCUGCCAAGUCAUUUAGGAUAAAAUUUGAACCUUGGGUUGAUAAAGUAAAGGCUGCACUUGAAUAUUUAGUAAGAGUUUCCUUUGGGACAGCACUUAUAGCUUCAAUUGUUCUUGUUUAUACAACAAUUAUUGCCCUAAUCACAAGUAGAAGUGAAGAAGACAAUCGGGGAAGACGAGGAGGCAGGUCAUAUGACACAGGAUUCACCUUCUACUUCAGUCCAACUGAUUUAUUUUGGUACUGGGAUCCGUAUUAUUAUAGGAGGCGACGGCUACGAAGUGAUGAUGAUGAGAAAAUGAACUUUAUUGAAUCUGUUUUCUCCUUUGUUUUUGGGGAUGGUGAUCCAAAUCAAGGAAUUGAAGAAGAAAGGUGGAAGUUGAUUGGACAAUACAUAGCUUCUAAUGGAGGUGUUGUCACAGCCGAAGAACUUGCUCCAUAUCUUGAUUUACCAACCACAAAUGGAGCGAUGAGUGAUGAAUCAUAUGUCUUGCCUGUUCUUCUGCGGUUUGAUGGUCAGCCAGAAAUAGAUGAAGAGGGAAAUAUACUGUACAGAUUUCCUUCUCUGCAACGAACAGCUUCUUCUCAAAGGACUGGAAGGAAGGAAUAUGUAGGAAGAAGAUGGAGUGAUCGGGUUGGGGGAAUCGAGAAAUUUUUUAAGGAGAAGCAGUGGCAAUUUAGUAAAACAAGUUCAUCAGAGAGAGCAAUGGUCAUUGGUUUGGGUGGGAUUAACCUCUUUGGAGUUAUCAUUCUUGGAGCAAUGUUAAAAGAUGCAGCUGUGACACCAAGUGGAUUUAUUAAAUUUGUCAUGGAUAUAUUUCCUCUCCUUCAGAUCUAUGCUGGUUCUUUCUUUGCAAUUCCUUUGUUUCGGUGGUACAUCAUUCGUAAAAGGAAUGCUGAUAUAGAGAAGAGAAACCAAAUAAGAGAACGGUUUGCUCAAGCACUUGAAUUGCCCAACCUUUCACUGAGGCGGAAGCUACUGAGUGCUCGAGAUAUGGCACAAAAAACAGUCAUAGGACCAGAUCGCGUCGUGUAUAGUACUGACAAAGACUUAGUUGAGCAAGACUACGAAGCACGGGAGUGGGAUAGAAGAUUCCGAGAGAUUGAGAAGUCAGAAUAAGAAGAGGCUAUACGGACUAUGGUUACUUGAGCGUCAUUGUAUGAAGUGCUUGACAGUACAUGGAACCUGUCUCUUGAAACUGUUGAUAUACCAUUGAUGGAAGAGGCAAUUCUACAAAAGGAAAUCAGGAAUCUCGCUUCAGUGCUUUAUGGAAUAGUUAUAAGAGGUAGUAAUAUAUAGAUUGUUCACUAUAUUUCCUUGAACUACCUUUAACCUUUUGCUUAGGGAUUUCAAAAUCUCAUUAUAGAUUUAUCAGUAGUUCUGCAUUCUGAAUUGAAAUCCUCUUCUCCAUUUGUUUUCAUUGUCUUCUUUUUGUUGUUUAAACUGUAAAUUAUCCGUCCUGUAAACUACUACACAAUUUAACACCGUUGAGGCUUCGGAGAUCAGUGGAUUACUAUGCUCUAGGUGUCAAGACAAACAUUUUUGGACUUAAAUUGUUUACUUUGAUAUGUAAAAAUAAAAUUACAGGCACAUUGUUAUGGUGCUUUCAGUUAA